This is a messenger RNA of Trichomycterus rosablanca, 1446 nucleotides long. RefSeq names its product endonuclease domain-containing 1 protein-like. Lineage: Eukaryota; Metazoa; Chordata; Actinopteri; Siluriformes; Trichomycteridae. The coding region runs from base 60 to 1259 and encodes 399 amino acids. The record is from RefSeq and is a predicted model, not a curated record. Gene Ontology annotation, molecular function: metal ion binding; hydrolase activity; nucleic acid binding. The transcript is spliced from 2 exons.
UUGAAGAAAGGAGAUUGUCUUCAUCAUCCUCAUCAUCGUUCAUUUCUCUGUUUUCCACCAUGAAGCUUGUUGGUGCUGCGUUGGUUCUGCUGGCCAUCAGUGGCUGUUCGGCUGAAGUCGUGGAAGAGUUUUUUGCGAGUUGCGAUGAAUUUUUUGCUGACCCGUAUGGAAUCGCAUCUCCACCAACUAGAUUUUAUGAGCCUCAGUACAAGCAAAUCUGCCAGACUGUAAACGAUAGUGUUCAAUAUGCCACAUAUUACGACACAGACAACAAGAUCCCGAUGUACUCAGCCUACAGGUUUUUGGGUGUUAAUAACUGUGAAAACAAGUCUAGAAGUUCAUGGUUUAUUGAACCUCAGCUUGACCAGCAAAAUGGAGAUAGAAACAUGGCACCUCAGGGAAAUGUAUCGCGCACAAUACGUGGAAACAAUCAGGCUCUGAAUGAAGACUACACAGGAUCUGGCUACCAUACAGGGCACCUGGCUCCAGUCUCUCACACCAACACACAGAUCUGCUCUGAUGCCACCUUUACUCUCACCAACGCCGCCCCACAAGACCCUUCUUUCAAUUCAGGUCAAUGGCGGGUAACUGAAAAGAAAGUGUCUGACAUCCUCAGCACUAAAUGUUUGAAUAAGAGUCUGUCUGCUUAUGUAGUUACUGGUGUGGUACCAGGUAAUAAAAAAAUUAAAAACAGAGUGAACGUGCCCAGUUACUUCUGGACAGCCUACUGUUGUCUUGAUAACGAUAAGAAACCUCAAAUCUCAGGUGGUUUUUACGGAGCAAAUGUAAACGAGCCUGUGAAUAAUGUGUCAGUGAGUGAGCUUGAGAUUUUACUGAAAGAUAAAUAUAAAAAAGGUUCGUUCCAGCUGUUUGGUAAGGUAGGCUGCGUGAAGCUUCAAGGUCCUGAGGCUUUGAAUUUGGAGAGGUGCAGGAACAGAUCAAGAAUCGUGGAAGAGUAUGCUAGAGAUCUUGUUUCAGGUACAAUAAAGCCAAGAUCAAUAUAUGAACGCAACUGUGCCAGACGUUACGCUUCUGCUAGUUCCAGGCAAAGAAAACUUAUCGUGAAACAUUGUGCUGUAAAUCUUUUAAGUAUUUCUAUUUUUAAGCCAAUAUCAAAAAUAGAUGACUUUUGUGGAACAGUUUUUGGCUUUGCUAGUUCCAGGCCAAGAUCAUCUGACGAAGAAUAUCCUGCGAUAUUGAGAACUGAGAAAGAUAAUGAUGAUGAUUUGGAUUUACCAGUUCAAACCAAAUAUGUUUAAUGAUUAAAGCUUAACAGACUAAUAAAACUCAGAAAUCAGUAAUGUGUUGAUCAACAUAAUGUUUUUAUUUCUCAUUUUUAUUCAACGUGUAUCUAUCAGUGAAUUUUAAUACAAUCAUUUAUCACCAGAUUGUACUUUGAUAUUGUUUUUGUUUCUGGCAUUUAUUCAAUAAAGUAUCUGCAAUAAA